AUGAAUGAGCUUAAAUCUGACCAGAGAUCCUCCGAAAUGAGUCAAGUGACUGGAAAAACACUGGCGGUGACAAGAGAUGGGUUUAAUUCCCGAGUUUUAUGGCCAGAUAUGAUCAAAACACCGGAAAAUGAAUGGUGGUUCAGUUGCGAUGACAUCGUGAACAAGCUGGGAACAGACCCACAGGCAGCUCAUGAAAUGAAAAAGCGUAUGGAAAAGUGUCUCAUGUACUUCUACGUGAUGAAAAAGCAGUUAAAGCUUUUUGACCACACGUAUACAGCGGCCUGUGUGCUGUUUUUCCGGUAUUGGUAUGUCUAUGGACUUCCUUCGAGUCUUCCAGAGUGCAUCCAGCUUUCGCAGGCUAUUUUGGUCACUGCAUGCAAAACAAUGGAGAAUAAUCGUCCAAUCGAUGCGUUUGUGAAAAGUACUUGCGAAUUUUUGAUGAAAGACAUGCCGCCAUCUAGAGCUCGACAAAAUGUCGAAAAACUGAGAUGGGAUCUUCGGGACAAGUUGGUCCUCUACGAAAAGCAAAUUCUUUGCCAGCUGGGAUUUGAUCUGGAUAUACAGAACCCAAAAGAACUCAUUGAGGAGAUUUUCGGAGGUUAUUUUAGAUACAACCGAGACCUGAAGGUGAGCGAACAAUUUCGACACGUUUUCCCCAAAAUAAUUCAAGAGGGCAGAAAUUUCAUUAUACAAGCGGGAACUCAGCCUCUUUCGCUUCUGUGUGACGGAUUUAGCAUCACAGUUUUAUCACUUGUAUACUGUGGACUUCAGUACAAAUCGGAAGUGGACAAUACUUUCAGAUUCCCAAAGAACUUCUUCAGCGAACGAUUUCCCAUACCGGUAUCGAGUGAACAGUUAGCCAAGCUGUUCGAAGAUUACAAAAGACUUGAAGAGAAUUUUUUCGAUUUGAAGAGUAAUAAAGGCCAAAAGCUCAACAUUUCGCGCGAGGACAUCGAUUCGCUUAUCGAGGAAGAUGCAGACGUGUCCAGACCAGUCGACCAGGAGAAGAAUACUUACGUUUAUGAAGACAUUAAAGAUGGUGAAGUGACAAACGAAUUCCUUGAACAUAUCGAAGCUCGAAUUCAAGAGCUGCAUGAAAAAACUGUCGCACAGAGCAAGCUAUCUCAUAAAAGGCCGAAUGAUGACUUAAGUGCGUUAAACGAGCCUCCAAAGAAAGUACCGAAAUAA
This is a messenger RNA of Lachancea mirantina, 1188 nucleotides long. The record is from the annotation of a GenBank genome assembly. Lineage: Eukaryota; Fungi; Ascomycota; Saccharomycetes; Saccharomycetales; Saccharomycetaceae.